This is a messenger RNA of Xenopus laevis (African clawed frog), 1431 nucleotides long. RefSeq names its product glycoprotein hormones, alpha polypeptide L homeolog (gene cga.L). Gene Ontology annotation, biological process: positive regulation of steroid biosynthetic process; thyroid hormone generation. Lineage: Eukaryota; Metazoa; Chordata; Amphibia; Anura; Pipidae. Gene Ontology annotation, cellular component: extracellular region; follicle-stimulating hormone complex. Gene Ontology annotation, molecular function: hormone activity; follicle-stimulating hormone activity. The record is from RefSeq and is marked provisional.
CAGGACAUCAGCUGGUACCUCUGUUCGACAGGUUCAUACAAAAGAGAGACAGCAUGGAUUAUUGUGGAAAGUACAUAGCAGUUAUUCUGGCCUUCAUAUUUGUCUUUAUGCAUGUGCUCCAUUCCUUUCCAGAAGGAGAUUUAAUGGUUCAGGGAUGCCCAGAGUGCAAACUUAAAGAAAACACAUAUUUUACAAAAAGACUUGGAAAGGCUCUGAUUUUUCAGUGUACUGGAUGCUGCUUCUCUAGGGCAUAUCCUACUCCAAUGAGAUCAAAGAAAACCAUGCUGGUUCCAAAGAAUAUUACAUCUGAGGCAACAUGCUGUGUGGCAAAGGCAUCCACAAGAGUCACAGUGAUUGACAAUUUGAAGAUUGAAAACCAUACAGAUUGUCAUUGCAGUACCUGCUAUUAUCAUAAAUCUUAAAUAUACCAUAAGUGUAAGACAGCAUUGCAUGUGAUAAUUAUUCUUGGCUGUCCUUCCCACAUUUGCAUGAUUUGAUCCCACAUUCUACAUAUAAAAAUUCACUUCUCCUUAAUGGUUGGAAUAUUAUUGUUUUGAAAAUAAAAAUGCUUUUGCAUGACUGUUAUGAUAUUUAAAUUUGAAAACAUUUAUCAUUACUGUUUUACAAACGUGAUCUUUUCUGGAAAAAAACAAUGAAACUAUAUAUGAAAUGUAUAUUUCUUGGGUGUCAUAUUUUUUAUCUUAUUGUCUUAGACUCUUGGAAUAUCUCCCAAGUGUACCUUAUAAAAUUCUGUGUCCAUAUACUUUCUCUCCCCAUUGGGCCCUAUGCAAUCGACAAAUCUCCUCUUCUUCGCGGCAACUAAUCCGAUUUGCCUUCCCCUGCCUUCCGCAGGUUAGAAAUGUAAAUCAGAGGAAGGCAGAUCGGGAAGAUUAGUCGCCGCAAAGAAGAGGAGAUUUGUCGCUUGGCGACUAAUUUCCACGAAUCUGCCCGUGUGGCCAGACCCUUAGGGUGGGCAUCACUUGGGCUGUAGGCCAUUCAUAAGCAUAUUUCGAGUUAAACUAGUGACUAUGGGUCUAGAAUGGAUCUGGAACACUCUGCUGUCACAAGACUUUGACUACAAAUUUGUACUGAAGAAACACAGCCUGUAGACUCAAUAUUGCCAUAAGUGACUUUUCAAGUUUAUGUAGUGCAAUUUCUGAACUGCCUGUGCAAGUCCUUUAUACUAAUAGCAUUUAAUAAUGAGUUGGAUGCACUUCUCUCAGAAACAAUUAAGACAAGAUUUAUUCUUUCUGUGGAUUUGCCUCGGUUAAGAAUAUUGUUUUGCUUAUCUCUUGCUAAAUAUGGAAUGAAAUUAGCAAAACUAAACUUAAAGGGAUUCUGUCAUGAUUUUUAUGAUGUAGUUUUUAUUUCUAAAUUAAAUUGUUUACACUGCAAAUAAUUCACUCUACAAUAUAUAAUUUCAUUCCUCUA